UGUGCUUCUUUGCCUUAUUUUGCAGAACGGUGGGUACCGAUGGAUGUGGCCGAGAGCCCUGACAGGGACCCUCGCUCUCCAGAGGACGAAGAAGAGGAACAGCCAAGUCUCUCAGAUGAUGACAUUCUGAGGGAAAGCGGAUCUGAACAGGAUUUGGACGGAGCUGGGGGGAAGGCUUCUGACUUGGAGGAUGAGGAAAAUGCUGGCCCAGGGCUGAGCCAGGAGGAAGAGGAGAGUCACUCUGACCAGGAGGACCAGGACUCAGAGGCUCAGACAUUGAGCAGGGAUCCAGCCAGCCCCCCUCGGGCAGAGGAGCAGGACGCAGGGGAGGAAGACCACACCAGUGACCUGAGGGACGAGGCCUCCUCGGUCACCAGGGAACUGGAUGAGCAUGAACUAGAUUAUGAUGAGGAGGUCCCUGAGGAGCCAGUGCCCACUGCACAGGAUGAUGAGGUUGAGAAGGCUGGGGGCGAGGAGGAUGAGGACAAGGGAGAAGGUGCUCCAGGGGAGGAGGGCCAGGCAGGUGCACUUAGCGUGGAAGACAAGGAGCCCCUGGAGCCUGGCAAGGAGAAAAAAAAAGAGGAUGAUGACGGGGAAAUCGAUGAUGGGGAGAUCGAUGAUGAUGAUCUAGAAGAGGGUGAGGUGAAGGAUCCCAGUGACAGGAAGGUGAGGCCUCGCCCCACCUGCCGAUUCUUCAUGAAAGAUGUUGUGACACCAUUAUCCACUCUUCUUCCACCAAUACCAAAUUCCAUACCAUUCAGAGGCCAGGUUAAAGGCAACUGCACCUGGGGGAUGAAUUGCAGGUUUAUACACCCUGGUGUGAACGACAAGGGCAACUACUCCCUAAUCACCAAAGCCGAGCCUUUCCCGCCCAACGGGGCCCCGCCUCUUGGACCACACCCACUGAUGCCUGCUAACCCUUGGGGAGGGCCAGUAGUUGAUGAGAUUUUGCCUCCACCCCCUCCAGAACCCCCAACAGAAAGUGCCUGGGAACGAGGACUCCGGCAUGCAAAGGAGGUUUUAAAAAAAGCAACCAUUCGAAAAGAACAAGAGCCUGAUUUUGAGGAGAAAAGGUUCACGGUGACCAUUGGGGAAGAUGAACGGGAGUUUGACAAAGAAAAUGAAGGCUUCCGGGACUGGAAUUACCGGAUCACAAGAGAUGUCAGAGAUGCAACACUUGAACCAUAUGCUGAUCCUUACUAUGACUAUGAAGUGGAGCGUUUCUGGCGAGGGGGCCAGUAUGAGAACUUCAGGGUGCAGUACACGGAGGCAGAGCCGUACCAUAACUAUCGAGAAAGGGAACGAGAACGAGAGAACCGUCAACGGGAGCGGGAGCGGGAGCGGGAAAGGGACCGAGAGCGGGAACGCCGCCAAAGAGAGCGGGAACGGGAGCGGGAACGAGAGCGUGACAAGGACCGGCAGCGGAGGAAGGAGGAGUGGGAGAGAGAGCGUGCCAAGAGGGACGAGAAGGACAGACAGCACCGGGAUCGGGACCGUGAGAAGGAGCGGGAAAAGGAGAAAGAGAAGCCAAAACCCCGCUCCCCACAGCCACCCAGCCGUCAAGCUGAGCCACCAAAGAAGGAGGCUGCCUCUGCAGGGCCCCAGGUGAAACGAGCAGAUGAAUGGAAGGACCCUUGGCGCCGGUCUAAGUCUCCCAAGAAGAAACUUGGAUUGUCUGUCUCUCCGAGCCGAGCACGAAGGCGUCGAAAAACAUCAGCCUCAUCAGCCUCUGCUUCCAAUUCCUCUAGAUCAUCUUCAAGGUCCUCAUCCUACUCUGGCUCUGGCUCAUCACGGUCACGGUCACGGUCUUCGUCUUACAGCUCCUACUCCAGCCGUUCUUCCAGACACAGUUCUUUCUCAGGCAGCCGGUCCAGGUCCCGGUCCUUCUCCUCAUCCCCAUCCCCAUCCCCAACACCUUCCCCACACAGACCUGUCAGAAACAAAGGGGAGCUGGCCCCACCUCCUGGGAAAGCAGGAGAGAAAUCAGUAAAGAAGCCAGCCCCACCUCCUGCACCCCCACAAGCCCCCAAAACCACUGCUCCUGCUCCUGAGCCUACCAAACCAGGAGAACCCCGGGAAGCCAGGAGGAAGGAGCGACAGACCCGAACCCCCCCCAGAAGACGGACCCUCAGCGGCAGUGGCAGUGGCAGCAGCUACAGUGGCUCCAGCUCCAGAUCCAGGUCGCUGAGUGUGAGCAGUGUGUCCUCGGUUUCCAGCGCCACAUCUAGCAGCAGCUCGGUGCACAGCGUGGACUCAGAUGACAUGUACGCAGACCUGGCCAGCCCCGUGUCCUCAGCCAGCUCGCGGUCCCCCACCCCAGCCCAGACCAAGAAGGAGAAAGGAAAAUCUAAAAAAGAAGAUGGUAUUAAAGAGGAGAAGCGGAAAAGGGAUUCAUCCACGCAGCCACCCAAAUCCUCAAAGCCUUCCACAGGUGGAAAAGCCUCCCAGCAGCCCACCCCACCCCAGCAGGUGCCCCCCGGGCAGCCCCAGCAGGGUGCCUUUGUGGCUCACAAGGAGAUUAAGCUAACAUUGCUGAACAAGGCGGCUGAGAAGGGCAGUAGAAAGCGAUACGAGCCCUCAGACAAGGACAGGCAGAGUUCCCCUCCUGCUAAGCGGGCCAACUUGUCCCCUGACCGAGGUUCUCGGGACCGGAAGUCCACUGGGAGACUAGGCUCCCCGAAGCCAGAGCGGCAGAGAGGUCAGAAUUCCAAGGCUCCCGCAGCCCCAGCGGACAGGAAGCGCCAGCUGUCACCCCAGUCGAAGAGCUCCAGCAAGGUCACGAGUGUGCCAGGCAAGGCCUCAGACACAAGCACCACUGCUGGCACGAAAUCAGGGAAGGCCAGCACUUUGUCACGGCGAGAGGAGCUCCUGAAGCAGCUCAAAGCCGUGGAGGAUGCCAUUGCGCGAAAGCGGGCCAAGAUCCCUGGGAAGGUGUAGGCCCAUGCCUCCCCCACCCAAAGUUAGAGACUUGAGUGUUUUUAUAAAUAGGGUAAUAAGCGCAGCCAUUUUGGAUUUUGCAGUUAAUGUCUUAUUUUGGCUGUGCUUCUUUUUAAAAAUUAAAAAAGGAAAAAAAAAGUUUCUCAGCUGGAAAAGAAGCCACACAUGUAAUGAAGAUGAUGCUGAAUCCCAGCCUCCCAACCAGACUGAACCAUCCCUUCCCCAGCAGAAGUACCGAAGACAGACAGGCAGGCAGGCCAGCCAGGCCCGACUUGGUAUAAAUUAUCAGCCCCAGUGUCCCAUACCUCCCACACCCUUCAGUCUGUCCUCUCCAUUCCUGCUGGUCAGCGAGGCACUUCCGCCAUGGUGUCCCGGUGCCACCCUCCUGUGACAACACCAAGUGCUUCGUGGGCUACCGGAGCUCCCCUUUCUUGCCGCCCCAGGAUCAAAAUAGAUAUAUAUUCUUGACUAAAAUCUGAUUGGGAAAUAUUUCCUAUCUUUUAUUUUAAGCAUCAAAUUGUUUUAGUUGAUUUAAAGAGAAAAAAAAAUACAGAAAAGACCAAAAAAAGGCCAAGGGUAUUGUUGGGCGUCUGUCUAAUGUGGAGGUUUUUUUUUUUUUUUUUUUUUUUUUUUUUUUGAGGGGUCUCCUAAAAUAAAAUAUUUUGAUAAGGA
This is a messenger RNA of Erinaceus europaeus (western European hedgehog), 3609 nucleotides long. RefSeq names its product zinc finger CCCH-type containing 18 (gene ZC3H18). The record is from RefSeq and is a predicted model, not a curated record. The transcript has 18 exons. Gene Ontology annotation, molecular function: metal ion binding. Lineage: Eukaryota; Metazoa; Chordata; Mammalia; Eulipotyphla; Erinaceidae. The coding region runs from base 40 to 2937 and encodes 965 amino acids.